UGGUUUGGUGGACAAAACAAACAGAAGAAUACAGUUUUUGCACCAAAACUACUGUGAUAUAACAGCCUGGAACUUGAACUGUAGCACUUGCAGAAUGGAAAAUAAAUGGAAAUAGAUCUGAAAUAAGGUUGUAAUGUGAGGUGAUACAUGGAUAUGGAUAGGAAGACUGUUGCCAGCAGGUCGAGGGAGGUGAUCCUGCCCCUCGACUCAGUCCUGGUGAAGCCUCAUCUCCAGUACUGUGUCCAGGUCUGGGCUCCCCAGUGCAAGAGAGACAUGGAGCUACUGCAGAGAGUCCAGCGUAGGGCUACGAAGAUGAUCGGACGGCUGGAGCACCUGCCCUAGGAGGAGCGACUGCGAGAGCUGGGCCUCUUCAGCCUGGGGAAGGGAAGACUGAAGGGGGAUCUUAUCAACGUGUACAAGUACCUGAAGGGAGAGUGUCAAGGGGACGAGGACAAACUCUUUUCAGUUGUCCCAUGCAACAGGACAAGAGGCAACAGGCAAAAAUUGAAGCACAGGAAGUUCCGCCUGAACAUGAGGGGGAAUUUCUUCCCUGUGAGAGUGACGGAGCCCUGGCACAGGUUGCCCAGAGAGGUUGUGGAGUCUCCUCCUCUGGAGAUAUUCAAGGCCCGCCUGGCUGCAACCCUGUCUAACGUGCUUUAGUUGACCCUGCUUGAGCAGGGGAGUUGGACUAGAUGAUCUCCAGAGGUCCCUUCCAACCUUACCGAUUCUGUGAUUCUGUAAUAUUUUGGUAUGCACAAUACUUAUAUCUGCCAAGAUGAACAAUUUAGUCCUUAUUUCAACUCUCUGCAGCAGGAUAGCCCAUACAAGAAGAAUCAAAAGAAGGUGGGAGGGAAGAAGUUUGCUGUGCUACUUGCAUGUGAAUUCCAGUCUAGAAGUAUUCCCACUACAGAAUAAAAAUAUCCGCACACUUUCUGUGUAGAAGUUCCACAGGACCAAAGCAGGGGUAUGGGACACUUUGGUACAAAACGAUAUCAGGUAAGAUGUUAGAUUAUGCUUCUUACUGUGUCUUCAGUUUUCAGCACACAUUCAAUAGGCAUGUAGCAUUUAUCAAUAUACAGAAUCAACCACUGCUUCUUAAUACAAGCUUCCACCCAACUGGCCCUUUCUGGGUCAUCAGCUGGCCAACCAGUCAACUUCCAGUGGUAGUACUCCGGAAUUAAGCAGCUUGUGAAACAAAUUAAAAUAAUGCCAGAUACAACUUACCUUCACUGAAAGAGUCUGUAUGACUCUUCUUCUGAAAAGAAGAAGGCAUAAAGUAGCUUGAGGAAGCAAGAUCAACCUCAAAAACCACACAAGAUCAGCACUUGUAUAGCUUUGGCUAAUAUCCUAAACUAAAGCUGUUGAAAAGAUCUUAUUUCUGAGUAGCAUGAAGAAAUGAAGAGUAAUAUGGUUAAAAUGGAUUACCAGAUAAUCAGUGUCCUUACGAAAGUUAGAUGGAAAGUGAAUGUUUCAUUCCAUUUGAAUCAAGUUAUCCUGCUGUCAUUACAAAUCGCUGAGGUUCAGCCUUGUGGAAGGAUUUAAAGGCAACGCUUCAACAAUAAUCGGAUUAGGAAGACUUUCAUAGCUACAUAGCUUGAGAAACAGAUAAAAGAAACCAGAGUUCAGGCUUACCACAAAGUAAGGCAGUGAGCUGUGUCGUGGAGAAUCAACACGCUGUUCUAAGAAAGACUUUGAUUUUGACAAUUACCUAGAGUAGGGAUGCCGGCAGAUUUCAAUGGUUACUGGAAAAUGGUCAGCAAUGACAAUUUUGAGGAGUAUCUGAGAGCACUGGAUGUAAAUGUUGCUGUAAGAAAAAUAGCAAACUUGCUAAAACCUGACAAAGAAAUCCUUCAGAAUGGGGAUCAUAUGAUCAUUAAAACUCUAAGCACUUUUAGAAACUACAUCAUGGAAUUUGAUGUAGGAAAGGAGUUUGAGGAGGAUUUAGCUGGGGUGGAUGAUCGCAAAUGCAUGGAACUGCAAGGGAAGAUAACAGGCUGGAGGAAUAAAGCUUUUUUUAAAAAAAGGAAUCAGCACAGUACAGUUUUUCAAGACAAGUGUUAUGCACAAGAGAAUACAACCACUGCCUGUUAGGCAACCCUGUUUAUCUGUCUACGAUGUACAUCUCUCCACCAUUUGUUCUAGUCUCCAGGCAUUUUCUUCCCCCUUUUGUUGUCAGUAUUUUGUGCUUUGGUUAACAUUUACAGCAAUUUAAGGAGUCUUUUAGAGAAAUAAAAAUGGUAGGGAAGACAGAAAUGGUUCACUUUCUAAUUAAUAUAUGAAGAGCAUUAACAUUUAUAAAUCCAAAAGGUAAUUUACAUUUUUGGAGUUAUAGUGCUUCUCCCAGUCAGUAGUCACUGAACGAAUAUUUUAUGUAUGUAAAGAAAGGAGAGUGUUGUACAAAAAAGUAAAUGCUAACAGGGUCCCUUCGUGACACCCAUAUUGCUGUCCAAAUUAUAAAGGGAUCAAAGCUAUUGUUUUCCUCAGCAAGCUAAGAUUAAGCUUGCUUAUAAUGAACUAGAUGAUUAUGUACAACCUGUAAGCUAUAAGAUAUGUUUAUAGUACUGUUCGUCUUUAAAGAUGUAUUUUAUUUACAAGAAGGAUGAAUAGUUGACAGAAAUAAAUUAAAUUGUCUAUUUAUCCUUCAGGCAGUGCAAGGUGUUUGAGAAAGAAGGGAGCCUUCACUUGUGGAGAAAUACUACAUUUUCAUCUAGUUGAUUCUGUUACCAUCAGGAAGCUGCUGCUUCCCCAGCGUGUCUCAUUCUCCUCCUCCUGUUUGUGGGGGGAAAUGAGGACGAGCUGCCUGUCCAGGGACGCUGUGCUCACCAAGCCCUGGCGAAGUUUUUCAGUCACUGCAGAUAAGAGCUGGUAAUUCGGUCUCUGUAACCAGGAUGCCCUAGGUAAUGCUAUUACCCAAAUGGUGGCAAACAGAGUGAAUUACAAACGCCUAGUUUUGUAAGAGAAGUUGCUUUACCAUAUAAGUUAAAACAAUAGUUUGUCUCGAUAAUAAGCGUGUUUUGGAAGAGGGAAACAACAACAAAAACAUCUCAUACUGAAGACUGUCUUAAUAGUCUGUUUUAGUGCCUGGUUCCUAGUUAUACAAUGGCAAUAUGCUGAUUCAAUCUUUAGAAAUAAAUAGUUGCUUUUAUAUACAAUAAAAGAGCCAAUAUUUACCAACAGUGGUAUUUUUAGAUAUUAUUGCUAUGUUCUGACUCAAAUUUAUGGAAGUGCUCUAAGGCAGAUGUUGCUGUGUAUUUAGUUGUCAGUAAAGUAUAGACCUAGUGGCAGCCAGUGCACACAUAACAGCUACGACAAAUCCAUCCUCAGCUAAUACUCUGUGUGUUUUUAUAGAGAUAUUUGGAAUGAAAUACCUUACUACUCUUUUCCAUAUCCCUAUCUUCCAUAUUAUUUAAGUCUUUUAUUAUAGCAGACAUUGGAGUUUUACUUAAAGAAAGGCAAGAUAAAAAUGCUAGUGAUUAAUCUUAUUUUCAGUAAGUAGUUGUUUCUGCUAACAAAGAAGAGAACAUUAUGUUGUCCUGCAAUACAUUCUGUCCUUCUUAACCUUUCUAGUGUAAUAGCCACAUAUAAAAUUAGAAACUGUAUGGUUUACUCACAUCCCUUCACUAUUUAUGUUUCUCGAAGGGAACAUAGAGUGUUAUAACUGGGAAUUCUGGCUAUAAAACACCUUGGUUAACAGUCUGGGAUGUUAAGCUUUCUGUGGUUGUCACCAAAUUGCCAAAAGCAAUGUCUAGUCUUGAUUGGAAAAACAAAAAAGCAAGAGAAAAAAGUGCAUCAUUUUCUGAGAUGAAACAAUUUGAACUACCCUUGGAAGCUUAAAAAGAUAACAUUUCCUUACACUGCUGCAAACGUUUCUCAAUUUCACCUAAGUGUACUAAACUAGUGAGUCUUUUCAUAAUUUCUACAACAAUUGACUUUAAAUGUUAGUAGUAAUGAUGAAGUUGACCUUAUUUUAUCAUGGUAUACAUAUUUACAGUUCAAUUCACAUGUAAGCUCACAAUAUUAAACUAUAAAACUAAUUGGUGAUUAAGGUAUGCUGAGCUAAUACGUAGUGAAAAAAGUAAGUACUGUUACUAAGAAAAGCUGCAUAUAACAAACCAUUUAUUCCACAACAGACCUUUCAUCUGCAGGUCAUCUGUAGAUAUGCUUAUUUUCUCAUGCAUUUGUUUUUUUAGAAUCAUCAGAAAGUCUUAAGAGAAGUUGACUUAAAAGUUAAACAUUUUUCACUUUAACUAGUAUUGUUUGUUACUUCCAACUCUCUGGCUAGGCAGCUGGGAUGUCUAUGAAGUCAAAACAGAUAUGGAAGACAAUCUAAACCAUGACAAACACAUUAACCCCCUUAAGUACAGCUUUUCCCUAAUGUGAUGUCCUUUCCUGUGAUAGCAUAUUACACAUUAAAAGGAGGUGUAGUUUUGAAAUGUUACCUACUACUAGGUUAUUUUACAUGUGUGAACACAGAAGAAUUUGUGAAUGCAUUUUACAGAUCAGACAGAUUUUUAGCAAGGACAAAUGAGUUUAUUUUCAGAGACCCCAUAUGGUGCAGACAGACACUGUAUGGGAUCACUAACAAUGCCUUGCCUGUGAUUAUCUGCACCAGCGCUCUUUCUAGUGAUUCAUUUUCCAAGCUUGUUUAGCCUGAAGCUUCCCAUGGGUGGAGAUUGCUGGCUGUACCUAUUUACAGAUUGUGGCUAUCAUGGUUAUCAUUUAGGAAUUGUUUGUGACAUACACAUAUUAAAUAAAUACUACGUAGCUGUGUAGCCCUUGAA
This is a messenger RNA of Rhea pennata, 4781 nucleotides long. It is a transcript of the gene RBP1, whose product is annotated as retinol binding protein 1. The record is from RefSeq and is a predicted model, not a curated record. Gene Ontology annotation, biological process: retinoic acid biosynthetic process; fatty acid transport; vitamin A metabolic process. The coding region runs from base 1720 to 2091 and encodes 123 amino acids. NCBI's taxonomy places the organism in Eukaryota, Metazoa, Chordata, Aves, Rheiformes, Rheidae. Gene Ontology annotation, cellular component: nucleus; cytosol. Gene Ontology annotation, molecular function: fatty acid binding; all-trans-retinol binding. The transcript has 4 exons.